GACAUUUCAUGACAUUUACAUGACUUUUGCUUGAUCGUCGCCAUCGUCAGGGCCAGGGCCAGGGCUCUGAGUGUAUUUUUCAGCUCUUCUGCAACAUCUUUCCAUUAAAAAAGAAAAAAAAUGGGCUACAAAUUUCUUAAACUAGCUUCCACUUCCAUAAGGCCAGUGAGUGUCCGAAUUGGAGUGAGGUCGUACGCAACAACCCAUGAUGCAGAUCUCGUGGUUAUCGGCGCCGGCCCUGGCGGUUAUGUCGCGGCGAUAAAGGCUGCUCAGCUUGGAAUGAAGGUAGUGUCUGUGGAGAAAGACCCUACUCUCGGUGGUACCUGCCUAAAUGUGGGAUGUAUUCCCUCUAAGGCCCUGCUACACAACACACACUUGUACCACCAAGCGCAACAUGACUUCAAGCGCAGAGGCAUUGAAGUUGGAUCAGUACAAAUUAACUUCAAAACUCUGAUGGAGUACAAAGAAGCUUCUGUGAAAGCCCUUACUGGAGGAAUUGCUAUGCUUUUCCAGAAGAAUAAGGUCAAGCUGGUAAAAGGUGUAGGCACCAUUGUGGCACCCAACAAGGUGGAAGUGAAAGGUGCCAGCGGAGUAGAGACAGUCAAUACCAAGAACAUUCUGAUUGCCACUGGCUCUGAAGUCACACCCUUCCCUGGAGUUACAGUUGAUCAGACGAAUAUCGUGGAUUCAACCGGCGCCUUAUCCCUGCCUCAAAUCCCUAAGAAGAUGCUCGUCAUCGGCGCCGGCGUCAUUGGUCUGGAGCUCGGCUCGGUCUACCAGAGGCUCGGCGCUGAGGUCACGGCUAUUGAGUUCCUUGGCACUAUUGGUGGUGUCGGUAUCGACCUGGAAGUAGCGAACACGCUCCAAAAGAUUCUGGCCAAGCAGGGCAUGAAGUUCAAGCUCAGCACCAAGGUCAUGGGCAUCAAGAAGGACGGUGGGACUGUCAAGGUCGACGUAGAGUCGGCAAAGGGCGGCAACAAGGAGUCGUUGGAUUGCGACGUUGUGCUGAUCUCGAUCGGCCGCCGGCCCUACACCCGCGACCUGGGGCUCGACAAGGUGGGCAUCGCGCUCGACGACCGCGGCCGAGUGCCCGUCAACGAGAAGUUCCAGACCAAAGUGCCCGGAAUCUACGCGAUUGGCGACUGCAUCCACGGUCCCAUGUUGGCGCACAAGGCAGAAGACGAAGGCAUCGUUUGCGUGGAAGGCAUUAAGGGUAUGCCGGUACACUUUAACUACGACGCGAUCCCGUCUGUGAUCUACACCACGCCCGAGGUCGGCUGGGUCGGCAAGUCUGAGGAGGACCUUAAGAAAGAGGGCAAGGCGUACAAAGUAGGCAAAUUCCCGUUCCUGGCGAACUCCCGAGCGAAGACCAACGGCGAGCCCGACGGCUUCGUCAAGGUCCUCUCCGACAAGGCCACCGACGUCAUCCUCGGCACACACAUCAUCGGCCCCGGUGGCGGCGAGCUGAUCAACGAGGCCGUGCUGGCGCAGGAGUACGGCGCCGCCGCCGAGGACGUCGCCCGCGUCUGCCACGCGCAUCCUACCUGCGCAGAGGCGCUGCGUGAAGCGAACCUUGCGGCGUACUGCGGCAAGCCCAUCAACUUCUAAAUAUAGAUCGUAUAAUAAACUCGGAGAUCAAUGGCUGUGGGGUCAUCGGAGAAACUGACCCCGGCGAUAACUACCAGACGACUCUGCAGUGAUCAAAUUUUUUAUAGUGAAACAAACAAGACAGUACUAUGAAUAAAACUAAGACUAUACAUUAACAGUGAGAAGCUACGUGAUCAUUAUAUCAUUGACACAUAGUUUAAUUUUGUCUGACUCUGAACUAAUAAUGAGGAAUCGUUGCAACGCCGUCAGAUAUACCAAAGCUAGCAAUGCCUACAAAUAUCAGAACAGUGCACAAUUGUCAAGACGUUAAUGUUCUGAAAUUUUUAAGCAUUCUAUUCUAGUACAUUUUAGAUGGCGACAUUGUUUAAAUCAACAAGCAAUUUUUUUUGUACCAAGUGUUUCAAUACUAAAGCAGAUAGCGUUUUCGCUACAAAAAAUCUGAUCACCAAAUAUUAGAAAUAAGCAAGUGGUUGAUUUUAUCAUUCAAAAACACUUGCUUCUUGGGGUUUAGUCAUAUAAAUGAUGCGCGUCCCUGUAACGAAUCUUGUGUGAAUCUGAUAUGAGAGGUAUUAAAUAUAAAAUUUUCAAACGCUGCCACUAUUCAUCCUCUACGUCACUAUAAAAUUCCAUAAGAGUUUUGUAUAACGUAUAAUUAUUUUAUUUUUGUUGCUAAGCUGACGUGAAUUUAAAUCUUGUUAUUUUUUUUAACCUAUUUAUUUUACAAACUUCGUUUGAGUCCAUUCCGUAAGAUCAGUUAACCAUGCAUUUACUGCGAGUAAAUGUUUGUUCAAUUGGUGUAUUUAUUUUCUUUUGUAAAUAGUUUACAGAAAUACAAAAUGUUAAAAACUGUA
Messenger RNA from Cydia fagiglandana, 2459 nucleotides. It is a transcript of the gene DLDH, whose product is annotated as dihydrolipoyl dehydrogenase. Gene Ontology annotation, cellular component: mitochondrion; oxoglutarate dehydrogenase complex. The record is from RefSeq and is a predicted model, not a curated record. NCBI's taxonomy places the organism in Eukaryota, Metazoa, Arthropoda, Insecta, Lepidoptera, Tortricidae. The coding region runs from base 121 to 1608 and encodes 495 amino acids. Gene Ontology annotation, molecular function: dihydrolipoyl dehydrogenase (NADH) activity; flavin adenine dinucleotide binding. The transcript is spliced from 12 exons.